Molecule: messenger RNA, 1308 nt
Organism: Hyphopichia burtonii NRRL Y-1933
Lineage: Eukaryota; Fungi; Ascomycota; Pichiomycetes; Serinales; Debaryomycetaceae
Exons: 1
Coding region: 22-1266 (414 amino acids)
Source: RefSeq, a predicted model, not a curated record
GAUAAAUUUUCUAAUAGUAAUAUGUUAUCAAGUGCUAAUGUGGAUUAUGAUGAUUUAAAAUUGGAUUUUGAUAAUGCUAAGUCUUUACCGAAAAGCUUAAUUAGCGCAGAUCGUAUCUUAGAAGACGAAAGUUGGGGGUUAUUAAAAUCUUUAGGAAUCGGAUCUGAUGAUAUGAAUGAAACUGCUAAAACUCCAGAAGCAAAAGUUGCAGAACCGGAAAAUCAAAGAUCAGAAACUUCGGGAAAAGCUGAUUUCAAUGUAUCGAAUGUAUUAGACCAAAGCACAAGAGAUAACCUAUAUAAUCAAUUAACCGACUUCAGUUACCAAGCAAAUCCUAUUGGAUUACCUAAAAAUCAACUCAUCACUCCAAUCAUGACGGUUACUUUAGGUAAUAUCUUAUUCAAUAAACCGAAGAACAACGAAUCUCAACCCAUCCCACCCACGGUAACUCCAACUGAUUUGAACCAAGAAAGUAAUUUCAUCUUCAAUUCAAAUAUCCCUUUGGCCAAUGAUAAAUUAUUAACUUUGCCCUUGUAUAACUACCCUAGUUUGUCAAAGCAAGAUCUUGCUCAUUUCAUCAAUGAAGACCCCCAUAAUUAUUCAGUUCAAUUAAAAUUUGUCCCCACUCCCUUUAUGGAAGAACUCUCCAAUGAUUCUAACAUCAAUAAUGACCUUUCAAAGCAAACAAAGUAUCCUCCAAUUGAGAUUUGGUGUGAAUUAAACCAAAACUCUGUUCCUGAUAUAGAUACAAUGCAAAUCAUGACUGCUGAAGGUGAAAAUAACACCUAUAUUGCUUUGCCUAAUGAAACCUCUGAUUUGAAAGUUUCAUGUCACUUAUCAGGUAACGUUUUACACCAAGAUGAAUGCCCGGAGACUUCUGAAUCAUCGAACGACGAUUUGGAUGAUAUUUUAAAUGAAACUACAAAGAGAAACUCAAGAUUCAAAAAUCAACCCGGAAUCAUUAGAUUCUUAGAAAAAUCAAAAUUAGAUUUCAGUGGCCGAGUUACUAACUCAAUUGAAUCCUAUAUGGAUGUUUCCAUCAACGGUACCAUGGUCAGAUACCAUUACGUCAACGUUGCUUAUAGAAGGAAACUAGAGUUCAACUACAGUAACAACCGGUUGGUUGAAUUCAACAUUGUCGAAGGUGGUGGAUUAGGUGGCCGCAAAGUUGAAGUCAACUUUGUAGGUGACUUCCUGAAUGAUUUAAACAAAGAUGAUUUCAACAACUUGUUGAAUGAUUCAAUCAUGUUCAUUAAAGAAAUGUAAGCAUUCAUAUAUAAAUAGAAUACCCUGUAAAUAUACAUUGCA